Molecule: messenger RNA, 1991 nt
Organism: Owenia fusiformis
Lineage: Eukaryota; Metazoa; Annelida; Polychaeta; Sabellida; Oweniidae
Source: the annotation of a GenBank genome assembly
AUUCAAACAUUACUUGAAAAAUAAACAUCUAGUUGAAUGAAAUCAAAGUUUAUCAACGUAGUAAAUAUCAAUUUACGCAUGAACCUAGUUUACGAGUGCAUCAACGCUAGGGUUGUGAUAAUCUCAUUAAUAAACCCUGUUUAUAAUUUUAAUUGAUUAUAGAACGUACUUGAAGGACAGACGGGGGACAAGGACAUAAACUUACGUGAAGAACAUCUAUAGUUUUUGAAGGGUCUAAAGGGGAGAAAUCAUUUCACGUAUACAGUCUUGUGCGCAGGCCCAAGAAACUACUGAAUUUGAGCAUGCAAUAUAACGGAGGAUCGCUUCAUACAUGAGGAAAGUUUGGUUCCGUGCCACAUACUUUAUUUAUAUAACUUGUACCAAAGACGGCAUUGACGUUCUUGUUUCCUGUGGUAGAUAUCAUUACAGGAAUAAGUCAGGUUAGACUUAUAUAGCUCAGCUACAUCACAUAGAUUAUUAAUAAUACGUUUGGUGCUAAGUGUAAAUAUUUCGAAACAAAGAUGUCCAUUCUGAGCAGCAUCCACGAGACUCUUGGAAUACCUACCAUGCUCAUUUUCACUACGGUGUUUCUACUCUCUCUGUGGAUUGUGACGAGACGCCAGAAGUACUCUAAUCUUCCGCCAGGACCCCGGCCUCUCCCUUUCAUUGGGAACCUUCUGCUUCUCAUAAAGACACCAUCAACAUAUAAAUUAUUCCACGAGUUGGCUCAACAGUAUGGAGGUAUCUUCACUAUUUGGUUUGGUUCCCAGUGUACGAUUGUGUUGAGUAAUGUCGACACCCUGAGGGAAGCGUUUGUGAAGAACGGUGAGGUUCUCGGCGGACGCCCUAGAGGAAAGACUUCAGAAGAAUUAACAGGCUACAAUGGUAUAACAGCAAAUGAUGGAGAAUCUUGGAGGGUGCUGCGAAAAUUCAGUCUUCUAAGCCUUAGGAAUUUUGGAGUCGGCAAAAACUCCAUGGAGCUGGAGACCAGAAUACAAGACGAAACCAAAUGGUUGCAGACAGAGAUAUCGGGAUAUAAAGGCGAGCCAUUCGACAUUGCUGAGCUUUUUAAUAAGGCAGUAUCUAAUGUAAUAUGUUCUAUAUGUUUUGGAGAAAGGUUCGAUUAUAAUGAUGGAACAUUUAAGAAACUCUUACAUAUGCUGGAUUUCUUUUUCGCACAUGGAGGUCCAAGGACAGGAUCCAGGAAAAUGUGGAAACAAGUUGUUGAAAAUGAUCGAGCUAUUAAAAGGUUUGUAAAAGAAAAGAUUGAGGAGCAUAGGAAGACGUACAGCGGUGACACAAUUAGAGAUUUUGUCGAUUUGUACAUUCAAGCAGAAGAAAACGAGGAAGAUAAGACACACCUAACAGAGGAGAACGUGUUCCAGCUCAUCGUAGACCUUUUCGAGGCAGGGACAGAGACGACCAAGACGUCACUCACUUGGGGGGUUCUUCAUAUGACGCAACACCCUCACAUACAAGACAAGUGUCAUAAGGAAUUAGAGAUAGUAUUUGACAAAGAUCACAUCCCCUCUGCCGGAGAUCGGCUGAAGAUGCCUUAUACUGAAGCAACCGUGUAUGAACUACAGAGGUGCGCUAACAUAGCGCCAGUAACAAUUCCCCAUAGGGCACAAGAGGCGACAUCUGUUGGAGGCUACAUCAUACCGGCAGAAGCUAUGAUUUUUGGAAAUCUCUUCUCAGUUCAUAUGGAUAAAGAAUACUGGGAAAAUCCUUCAGCAUUUAAUCCCGACAGAUGGAUUAAAAAUGGCAUGGUCAUAAAACAUGAGAAUUUCAUGCCAUUUGGAAUUGGUCGUAGGAUAUGUUUGGGAAAAGACCUAGCAAAGAUGGAACUGAUUAUCAUGUUUAGUGCCCUAAUGCAAAGGUUCUCAUUCAAAUUACCUGAUGGCGCUGUUGCAGAUAUGGAAGGAGUACAGGGAAUGACCUUGACACCUAAACCCUUUAAAGUGUGUGCUAUCGAUAAAUACCUUUCAUAA